AUGGCCCCCAAAUCCGCCUCCUUCGACGUCCUAGGAACCUGCUUCGGCUUCGAAACCGCCAUCAACACAAUCCAAGCCCGCCUAGGACCCAAGAUCCCCAAAUCCCGUACUCGAUCUUUCGAUCCUUCAGCGCUCUUCUUCGGCUGGUUCUUCGCCGCCCAGAGAGACUUCACCUACACCUCGCUUUGCGGCACGUACACGCCCAUCGCGCAGGUCCUCAAGGGAACUUUCAAACGGGCGUGUGCCGUGGUCGACAUUCCCGCCGACAUCAUCAGCGACGAAGACAUCAGCGCCGUCAUGGCCGAGAUGGUCAAGUUGCAAGCCCGGCCGGGUCUGAAGAAAUGCUAUGAUGGGUUGAGGGAGGCUGGAUGGGAUAUUUACGGUGUGACGAAUGGCGGCAAGGAGACGAGUUUGAAGUAUUACGAGCUUGCUGGGAUUGAGCUGGACGCGGAGCAUUUGCUGAGUUGUGAUGAAAUUCGAGUGGCGAAGCCGGAUCCUAAAGUGUAUGAGAAUACGCACCGACAUUUGACGAGUCGAGGAGCGGGCGAGGCGGAUGGUGAGAGGUGGUUUAUUGCUGCGCAUGCGUGGGAUUUGCUCGCGGCGAGGAAGGCUGGCUUCAAGACGGCAUACUUGGAUUUCGAGGAGCACGAUCCAUGCACAGCUGUGUUCGGGCAGUUCGAUUUAUAUGCGAAUAGCAUGGAGGACCUGCUAGAGAAGUUGAAAGCGCUGUAG
Messenger RNA from Zasmidium cellare ATCC 36951, 732 nucleotides. RefSeq lists its product as uncharacterized. Lineage: Eukaryota; Fungi; Ascomycota; Dothideomycetes; Mycosphaerellales; Mycosphaerellaceae. Bases 1 to 732 code for a protein of 243 amino acids. The record is from RefSeq and is a predicted model, not a curated record. The transcript has a single exon.